AUGGAAAAGAACAUCUGCUAUCGGCAACGAAGGAGAAAAGAAGUCGUCUACGACGAUUGCGUACUCGAGGACUCCUUGUCCCAAGGUGACUGGCACAUCGAGGAGCAGGAGCACAUCUGCAGAAAAGCGUUGCAGGAGGAUCUUUUGAAAUACAGGCAGAAGAAGAUUCUGGAAGCAGCACAAAGAAGAACGAGUCUAAAGAAGUGCCGCAGGGAUCUCCGCGAAUAUAAUAUUCCGCUAGCAGCCUUGCUGAGCGAAGACGGGACUCGCACGUCUUCUCGUCGUGAGAUGGAAAUCAUUACGGAGAGUGGUGAAGCUCCACCACGGAUUCUCCCUUCGGAAGUACGAGCCGCUAUCAAGAGCAUGAAACCUGGCACCGCCUCCGGACCGGAUUUUAUAUCAGCAGACUUUCUUCGUGCUGGUGGCCAUCCGCUUCAUGUAAUCUUAGCAGAGCACAUGACGUCUUACCUUCAGAAAAUAAGGAUCCCAGACCAAUGGAAGACCUCGCGAACCGUUCUUAUCCAUAAGAAAGGUGACCGAGAGGACCUUCGGAACUACCGUCCGAUAUGCUUGCAGAGCGUGUUAUACAAAGUAUUCACCAAGAUCAUCCUCACGCGCAUAUCUAGGACGCUGGAUGAAGCUCAGCCUCAGGAGCAAGCUGGAUUGCGUCAAGGGUUCAGCUGCUUGGACCACAUCCAGACCGUGUCGAGGGUCACAGCGGUUUGCCGUGAAUACCGCCUGCCCCUUGUUCUAACCCUCGUCGACUAUGAGAAAGUCUUUGACAGCGUAGAAACGAAUGCAAUACUGUCAGCGCUGGUCGAUCAAGCAGGAGGGUUCACCAACUUUUGUGAUCCUCAAACGACUGACCACCACAAUCUAAACAAGCGACAGCCAAGAGCAAACCUGCCAAAGGAUGCGGUACUUAGCAAAGAAGGUUAUUCCGAAGUAAUUGAGAGAGGAGUUAGUAUGACGCAUGAAAUUAAAGAGAGAUAUGACCAAGAUAUGUUGAUGGAAGAUUUCUCUCGAACCUUCCUUUUGCUGACGACAUCGUUCUUUUUGAGCAGUACCAAUGAAGCAAAAACGAUGCUCAACAAAUUGAACGAAGUAGGGAAAAGAAUAGGACUGCGAAUAAACAGAAAGAAGACCCAGUUCAUGAAGAACGCCUACUGCGAGGACAGAGGACCACAACUUGAAGGCUCCCAAAUCGUGGAAACUUCGUCAUACGUAUACCUCGGACGUUCUAUGAACAUGGAAAACGACUUGAAGGAAGAACUGAAUAGAAGAAAGAGAGCAACAUGGGCAGCAUUUGCAGCCGUCAGUGAAGCUACGGACCAACCGAGGGACCAAGAUCUUCGUGCUCAUCUGUUCGGCUCGACAGUUCUUCCAGCGCUCUGUUACGCAGCGGAGACCUGGACACACACCGAUGCAACGUCUAGGAAGCUACUUACUACCCACAUAGCCCUUGAAAGAUGUCUUCUGAAGUUUAACCGGCGCGCACAACAUCUAGCCGGUCUUCGCAGCUCCGACUUGAGAGGAAUGUCCCGUCUUCGCGACCCUGCGGAAUAUGUAUCGAAAGCAAAACAUAGAUAUGCCGGUCACAUCAUGAGAAGAAUCGACGAAAGAUGGACUAAAAGAACGUUAGAGUGGAUCCCAAUAGAUGCUAAACGCCCUCGAGGGAGACCGCCAACGAGAUGGGGUGUUUGCUACACGGGUGGACCAGCUGAGAGCUCAGCUGGAUACGGCUCAAGGACCUCGUCACCGUCACUCACGAAGCUUGAAAACAUCUUGGAUGACAAUGACGAGGGAACGAAACGAGUGGAAGAGAUGCUGGGGCCCGCACGUUGGUGA
Messenger RNA from Necator americanus (New World hookworm), 1848 nucleotides. RefSeq lists its product as uncharacterized. Bases 1 to 1848 code for a protein of 615 amino acids. Lineage: Eukaryota; Metazoa; Nematoda; Chromadorea; Rhabditida; Ancylostomatidae. The transcript is spliced from 3 exons. The record is from RefSeq and is a predicted model, not a curated record.